AUGCCAAUCACCAGCGAUAUCACCCUUGACGUCUCUAAGUUCCGCCCGGAGAACGCCACAGAGCCAACAAAGAAAGCCGCCGCACAUCUGGAAAUUGUUUUUAAGAGCUGGCCCCGAUGGUGGGAGGUAGGCAUCGAGAAAUAUCGUGAGAUGCGGGAGCUCGGUAAUUCGCCGCUGUCUAAGCCUGUCUAUCUCCCGGGGGCUCUCGAUGGCGUCCUUCCUUCACGCGACGCUGGCCGUGAGAUCCCCAUUCGCAUCUACAAGCCUGAUAACGGCCAGCCCAGUAAAGGCGUCUUCUUGCAUUUUCAUGGGGGCGGUAUGGUGCUGGGAACGCACAAAGACUCCGAUAGCAUCCUCCGGGAAUAUGCCAACAAGUGCCAACUAACGGCCAUCUCAGUGGGAUACCGUCUAGCCCCAGACCACCCCUACCCGGCAGCGCCGAACGACGCCAUCGAUGCCGCCGAGUACAUGGUAGACCACGCAGAGGAAGCAUACGGCGCCCCUCUCCGCUUUCUAGGCGGGGAAUCCGCCGGGGGCUAUCUCAGCGCCCUAUCAGGCCUACAACUAAUGCGGUCACGGCCGUCUCACUACCUGUCGGGACUUAUUCUGUCCUACGGCUCGUUUGAUCUAGCUUUCGGGCUUCCCAUGGUGACGGCUCUGGCUAAGCCUCUCUUUAUAGAUCCAGAAAUCAUGGAGCGCUUCAUGGGCGCGUAUGUGCCGGGCAUGAGUACCGCCGAGCGCAGGAAUCCUAGCGUGUCUCCGCUGUAUGAGAAUCUGCCGGCUCUGGUUGCGUCGUCUGCUAGAUCGUUGCCCCCCGCGCUCUUCCUCUGCGGGACGGAGGAUCCGUUGCUUGAUGAUACGAUCUUGAUGAGUGGCAAGUGGAGUAUUGCUGGUGGCGAGGCUAUAGUGAAGAUCUACCCUGGUGCCAUUCAUGGGUUUACUCUGCUCCCGGGUCUGCCUGUGGCAGAGGAGGCUACUGCGGUGAUUAUGGAGUUCAUGCAGGAGAAAUUGAGCGGCUCGGCGUGA
Molecule: messenger RNA, 1026 nt
Organism: Aspergillus campestris IBT 28561
Lineage: Eukaryota; Fungi; Ascomycota; Eurotiomycetes; Eurotiales; Aspergillaceae
Product: alpha/beta hydrolase
Exons: 2
Coding region: 1-1026 (341 amino acids)
Molecular function (GO): hydrolase activity
Source: RefSeq, a predicted model, not a curated record